AUGAGUAGAUGGGAUUUCAGUUUAAAAAAGAAAGAACAGAAAAAUGAAAAUAUAAUAGAACCUUUUGGAUAUAAAUUUGUAAAUGAGGCAAAGAAUAUUUAUGGGAAUGGUGAUAGUUAUUUAAAGACUGAGAAGAAUAUAAAUACAUUAAAUAAAUUAAAUAAAAGUGAAAAUAAAAAAUCUGAUACUGUUGAAAUUAAUAAGAAAUUAUUACAUAAAGCAGCAUGGGGUAUAUGUGUAAAUUCAUUUAAGGGUUUACUUAUGAAUUUAUUUGUUAUGUUUAUGUCAGGUGGAGCUUCAGGAAUAUUUGGUAUUAUAUUUAUUGUUUAUUCUAUAUAUAAUAUUUUAAAAUCUUUAAUUAAUAUUAAUGAUGUUUUUAAAUCGGUUGAAAAUAAUAAAACAGAAAAAUUUUUAUUACAAAAAAUUUGCUUUUUUAUUAUGAAUUGUUUAGUUCUACUUUAUAUUAUGAGCGUAUGUUCAAAUAGUGGACUCUUACCUAUUCGUUCAGGUGAUUAUUUUUAUUUUAUACCUCAUCAAAAAAUUAAACAAAAAGGAGUAGCUAGUAUAUUCUGA
Molecule: messenger RNA, 573 nt
Organism: Plasmodium adleri (nom. inval.)
Lineage: Eukaryota; Apicomplexa; Aconoidasida; Haemosporida; Plasmodiidae
Product: ER membrane protein complex subunit 4, putative
Exons: 1
Coding region: 1-573 (190 amino acids)
Biological process (GO): protein folding in endoplasmic reticulum
Cellular component (GO): EMC complex
Source: RefSeq, a predicted model, not a curated record